UGACCUGCUGUGUCAGUAAGUUGAAAGUCCUGGCUCGAGCCCGAAUAAAACGACCUUCAGGUGCUUACAGCGGAAUCGGCUCCUUGUGGUUUUUUGGGAAUUCCGUGACCAGGGCACUACAGUUUAUCUAUAUAAUAUUUUAAGUGAUAAAUGUUCAUUAGCUCUGGAUAUCUCCCUUCUGACUAAACUGGAGCUACCAAAGGGACACCUCCGAAAUUAUUUAUCCAUGCAGUUUUAGAUUGGGCAGUUUUCGGAGAGCAGAAGAAAAUACUCAACCUCUGCAGAGCAGUGCUUGAAGGUGCCACCAUCAUGGGGUCUGAGAAGUGGGUUAUGAUUCUGCUGCUACUCUGCUGUGCUGGCUGUGGAUUCUGUGGAAAGGUCCUGGUGUGGCCCUGCGACAUGAGCCAUUGGCUUAAUUUGAAGAUCAUUCUGGAGGAACUCAUAGCGAGGAGCCAUGAGGUGACAGUGAUAAUUCCUUCACAUACUUUCCUCAUUGACUACAGGAAGUCUUCUGCACUGAACUUUGAGGUGUUCCAUGUGCCACAAGGCAAAGAAUUUACAGAUGAUAUAUCUAAAAAAUUUAUGGACCUAGCUGUUAACGUCUUACCAAAUUUACCUUCCUGGCAGUCAGCAAUAAAACUGAAUAAUUUCUUCGCUGGAUAUAAUCAACAAUUUAAGCUUUUGUGUGAGAGUGUUGUCUACAAUCAGACACUCAUGAAGAAGCUCCAGGAAACCAACUAUGACGUAAUGAUCAUAGACCCUGUGGUACCCUGUGGGGAACUGCUGGCUGAGCUGCUUGCAGUUCCUUUUGUGAUCACACUUAAGUCCUCCAUUGGCGGCAAUAUAGAGAAAUACUGUGGGAAGCUCCCAUCUCCACCUUCCUAUGUACCUGUUCACAUGGUGGGACUAACAGACAGAAUGACCUUCUUGGAAAGAGUAAAAAAUACACUGUCUUUUGUGUUCUUUAACUUAUGGAUACAGUAUUACGACUUUCAUUUCUGGAAACAGUUUUAUAGUACAGUUUUGGGAAGACCUACAACAUUAUGUGAGACUCUAGGGAAGGCUGAAAUUUGGCUCAUGCGAACUUACUGGGAUUCUGAAUUUCCUCAUCCUUACUUCCCAAAUUUUCAAUUUGUUGGAGGAUUACACUGCAAACCAGCUAAACCUUUACCUAAGGAAAUGGAAGAGUUUGUCCACAGCUCAGGUGAAGAUGGCAUUCUGGUGUUUUCCCUGGGUUCGUUCAUAUAUAACCUCACAGAUGAAAAGGCCAAUCUCAUUGCUUCAGCCCUCGCCCAGGUUCCACAGAAGGUUUUAUGGAGAUACAGUGGAAAGAAACCAGCCACAUUAGCAGCCAAUACUCGGAUCUAUGAUUGGAUUCCACAGAAUGAUCUUCUUGGUCAUCCCAAAACCAAAGCUUUUAUCACUCAUGGUGGAAUAAAUGGGAUCUAUGAAGCUAUUUACCAUGGAGUCCCAAUGGUGGGAAUUCCUUUGUUUUCUGAUCAGCCUGAUAACAUUGCAAACAUGAAGGCCAAAGGAGCAGCUGUGGAGGUGAACUGGAACACAAUGACAAGUGCAGAUUUGCUCAGAGCUUUAAGAACGAUUACUAAUGAUCCUUCAUAUAAAGAGAAUGCUAUGAGAUUGUCAAGAAUUCAUCAUGACCAACCAAUGAAGCCCCUGGAUCGGGCAGUCUUCUGGAUUGAGUUUGUCAUGCGCCACAAAGGGGCCAAGCACCUGCGGUCAGCUGCCCAUGACCUCACCUGGUUCCAGUACCACUCUCUGGAUGUAAUAGGGUUCCUGUUGGGAUGUGCAGCAAUCGCUAUAUUCUUGGUUGCAAAAUGUUUUUUGUUUUUCUGCCACAAAUUUGGGAAUAUAAGAAUAAAAAAAAAGAGGGAUUAGACCCUCCUAAGUUUAGCAAAGGGCAGAAUGAAGCUAUCCUGUUGACUAUAGUCACAAAGAGUUUAAUGAGAACAUCUUUCUUCCUUCCUAUUUUCAAAUUUCCCAUGCUUCUUCUUUAGCCUAGUUAUAAAUUCUAGACAUUAGCAGGUCCUUAAUAAUGAGUAUGUCCUAGUCUUUCUUUGUUGUUUCCCUCUUUCACUUUCCUGACACACAGACAUUAAGAGCUCUAAAAUAUUCUAUUCCUGACCUCACUAUCUGCACAUUCUCAUUAUUUUCUUUUAGCCUUAAGUGUUUUUCUGACUCAUAAUAUGGUGAUUUUUUUGGGAGUGCACAAAUGUCAGGUGAAUUCAAAUGAUGUUAGGGAAAUGAAAAAAAAAUUCCAGAUACAAUAGAUCCUACAUUCCUAUAUGUCUGGGAAGAUAUUUAGGAGAUGCCUAAUGAUUUCUUUUUAUCAGUAAAGAGAAACCUUUCCACAUGCACAACAUUAUUGGUAUUAGAAUGUGAACUGGUAAUAUUAGAGAUAAGGCAUUAAAAUAAAACAAUUUACUAUAUUUUCAUAGUUCAUCUGAAUAA
This is a messenger RNA of Tupaia belangeri chinensis (Chinese tree shrew), 2469 nucleotides long. Its product is annotated as UDP-glucuronosyltransferase 2A3. Gene Ontology annotation, molecular function: glucuronosyltransferase activity. The record is from RefSeq and is a predicted model, not a curated record. Lineage: Eukaryota; Metazoa; Chordata; Mammalia; Scandentia; Tupaiidae. The transcript is spliced from 8 exons. Bases 310 to 1896 code for a protein of 528 amino acids.